AUGAAUGUCAAGGAAUUUGAUGAGGAUCUCCUUGAGAUGUACGAGUGCCGGAAAUCCUUUUUUGUGGAUGACAUGACGUAUAUCCAAAGCCAUCGUUCCAAAAUACGAUGGGAUCUUGGCCCGAUUUUUAAAGAACGGGUCAUAGAAGGACACGACGAGAUCUGUGGCAUGUAUGUCUCAGAAGCUGUCGCCGUCUGCGUCGCGACCCAGGUCGAGGGCCCGAAUCCCGGGCUCCAGGGAAUUGCAAAGAUCAGAAUGCAAAUUCCAAACCCCGGCCGUAUCGCCACAGCACCUGUGCGCGCCAGUACUCGUUGCGGCUUUGAGCUUUAUAAUCUUCGUCAACUCUCACGCUUGGGCUGCACAUGUACCCCGAAAUUGUUAGAUACUGCAUGGUCUGUUCAAGACGAGAAUGACCCCGUCCCUGGUGGAUUUUGCGCUUUUUUCAUCAUGGAAAAAUUACCGGGACACAACCUGAACAACUUUGGGGCCCUGCCCAUGGCAGAGCGAAACCAAAUCAGACUGAGUUUUGCCAAAUCAAUACGCGAAUUUUACGACUUGCGAUAUGACCAUGACGACCCAGCUCGCCGUAAUUUGAUAUGGGAUAGUGAGAAGAAAAAAUGUUAUAUCAUUGACCUUGAAGAGGCAUAUGAAAUUUUGGACGCCGAUAAGCCGAGAGCAUUUUCCCCAGAGCUUCAUUGGCGCGACUGGGGGAUUGCAGGCCCAGAAUCCAGUACCAGCUACUACGGGUUGGAUCCAAUGGUCCCCCAUCACAAGAAGUACAUCGAGAACCCGAGUGACGAGAUGCUGGAGAAAAUGGCAGCUGACGCGGAGGGAAGGGAUGUUUUAAUGCCUUCUAGGUAG
Messenger RNA from Ophidiomyces ophidiicola, 861 nucleotides. RefSeq lists its product as uncharacterized. The record is from RefSeq and is a predicted model, not a curated record. Bases 1 to 861 code for a protein of 286 amino acids. The transcript has 4 exons. NCBI's taxonomy places the organism in Eukaryota, Fungi, Ascomycota, Eurotiomycetes, Onygenales, Onygenaceae.